AUGGCAUCUCCGUGGCCACCCCGACGUCCACCACCUCCACCGCCGCCCCGUUCGCCUCGACGACCUGCUCCCCAGCCCUCUCGACGUCCAUCCGACGACUUUGUCACCCGCCUGCACAACACCUCGCUCAAUGCCCCGCCCAGCGAGCUGGCGCGCCUCUCUCGCCACGACUUUGCCCUGGAGGAUUCUCAGGCCAACGCUGACUCGAGCUCCUCCGAAUCUGAUAUCCACCCCUCCAGACCACGCCGUCGACCAGCCCAUUCUCGGUCUAUGAGCGUUCCUUUCCCGUCCCUCUUCUCCAGCAAGAAGAAGCAGCGUCCAGACCCGGUGCACGACGACGACUCCGACGACUCCCACAAUGACCCGCCCGUGACUCGAUCCGCAGCCAAGACACAUACAAGGGGCAACAUGAGCCAAGGCAACCGCGAUUUCGCCACCGGAAACUGCAUGACCUGCAACUCCCUCGUGCGCUGGCCGCGAGAUCUCAAGGUCUUCAAGUGCACCGUCUGCGUCACCGUCAACGACCUCAGCCCGGAGGAGCACGCCGGACACAGGUCUGGUGGCGUCCCGCAGUGGCUCCGGGGCGCCAACUCUUCCACCUCGUCCUCGUCCUCGCCCCCGGAUCAGCCUGCCCGCCCGGUCGACAAGAACGGCACCAAGGAGAUAUCAUUGGAACACACAAAGUCGUUAGUUCACAGCUGCCUUGAGAAGUAUCUGGUCCAGGUCGUGCGUCAAGGAAAUGCAGCAGAGAAGCAGCGAGGGCCGUCGUCAGGGCAUCCGCACUCGCCCAUCAUCCAGGAUGAUCAUUCGACCGGCCGCUGGAUAGCUACGAAUCCCGCGACACCGAAUUCUGUGUCGCAGAGGAUGCAGAAGGAGGAACCUGCAACUUGCAUGUUUAGCGAGCAACCGACACUUCGCCAAAACCCUCAUCAACAGUCUCCAAGAUCAUACUCAUCCUCCUACCCGGCUCGUCCAUUGGUGCACAGCAUUUUCGGAGAGGAGAGCAUCCGUCCUGCUGCACCUCUGCAGCCCGAAAUCGACGGAAAGCGACUUUUCAAGCCCUUGGAGGACUAUCUCGUGUCAUGCUUCAGCUCGCUGCAGUGUGUGAAUUCGUCGUUUCUUCCAGGCCGUCCACAUUACACUGCCCGACCGGAGAGUGAUGAUUCCCAACCUGUGUUCCCUGCACAAUCGACUGGCGACGCAACACGGCCGGUUUUUGCGCCUGAACCAAAGGGUAGAAAUGUACGACGACAAACCGCCGUGCCUCGAUCCGACUCCAAGUGUGCCGAGUCUCAAUCGCAGCUGGUUGAUCUGGAUCCCAAGCUGUUGCUGCUGGGUAACUUCGCGGAAAAUGGCAUGUGGUGGACAGGGAACCAAAAAGAGUCUCAACAGCAUGCGCAAUCAAAAGGACGCAAGACAUCAGAGGCUGCGCACUCAGUUGUCUCCAUGCGUUGCGCUCAGAUCGAAUGGGAUCAGGUCGCUUCAUGGUAUGCUACAUUACUCAAUGCGGCAGAGUCUUGGACUGCGAUUUAUGACAGCCUGUAUCAAGAGGAGGCAUUCGAGCCUCUAUCCGCCGCCGCACUGCAAGAUUUGGAAGACGUUCUACUCGCAGCGCAAGAACGAGUGCAAAGGGUCCUGCUCAAAGUGACCGAAAUGUUGCUCAAACGACCCGGGCGUGCCUUAACCGACCCCGAAGACAUGCGAUUCCUCCUCAUCUUGCUCGAAAACCCCCUAUUGUAUGCCAUACCGUCAUAUUAUCGGGGCUCCAAGCAACCAGGGACAGGCGGCUCGCGAGGCGGCAAGAACGGGAGCGAUUCAACUCAUGCGAGAGGCGGCCCAAUAUCUGGUCAACACUCUGGAGUCAUCAAACGGAUUCUGGGCCUCAUGUCGAAUGCCUCAAAUUCAUGUCAUACGCACCUCAUUGCAUGGUUUGCACGGUACCCCGAAUCCAGAUUCUCAAUAUUUAAGGACCUGACAAGCGGUUUUCUCACCUUUCGACUCAUUCGCCAGAACGAGAAGAAGUAUGAAGCCAAGGUCGACGUCAUUGAUGGCCUUAUACCUAACAUGAACACCGGUCAAUCUGCAGCCUCGCUUCAUGCAGCUCUCGGGACGUCGAGUUCAUCGAAAAAGAAGACGAAAGAGCAGCCGAAGAAGAUGAUAUACCAUGAUGACUGGCAGAUAAGAGCUGCCGCACGCGUCUUGGCUCUACUGUUCGCUGCCAAUAACACCUUGGGAGUCAGACGCGCAGAUGCAACCAUGCUGGGUAACUCCAGCGUCGUCCUGCGCGAGGGUGUUCAAGUAUUUGGUCAAGUCUUGCCAACCAGCGAUUUCUACAACAGCAUGAUAGACUAUGCUGACUUGAUCGCUGAUUUUGAGGCGUGGGAGACAAAGAGGAGCAAAUUUGCCUUUUGCCAGUAUCCAUUUCUACUCAGUAUUUGGGCCAAGUCUCAAAUUCUGGAAUACGAUGCCCGCCGUCAAAUGACUACGAAGGCGCGGGAUGCCUUUUUCGAUAGUAUCAUGACACGGAAGAAUGUCACGCAGCACUUGACACUUGACGUACGCCGUGACUGCUUGGUGGAGGACAGCCUGGCUGCUGUGAGCGAGGUGAUUGGCAGCGGUGGCGAAGACAUCAAGAAGCGCCUGCGCAUCGAAUUUAGAGGCGAAGAGGGCUACGAUGCAGGCGGUCUCCGCAAAGAAUGGUUUCUUCUCCUCGUCCGUGAGGUGUUCAACCCAGAGCACGGCCUGUUUACCUACGAUGAGGAGUCACAGCUUUGCUACUUCAACCCCAACUCUUUUGAGACGUCGGAUCAGUUCUUCCUCGUGGGGGUGGUCAUUGGGCUUGCCAUCUACAACUCGACCAUUCUGGAUGUGGCGCUUCCGCCAUUUGCCUAUCGCAAGCUGCUCGCUGCGGCGCCAAUCUCCCCAGUUCCAUCGUCUGCACACCCACGUCCUAUCAUGACGUAUAACCUUGAAGACUUGGCCGAGUGGCGCCCACGAUUAGCUGCAGGCCUUAAACAGCUGCUUGAUUACGAUGGUGACGUGGAGGAGACAUUUGGCCUCGACUUUGUUGUCCCAGUUGAUAAGUAUGGGACAGUGCUUCAGGUUCCCCUUUGUCCAGGAGGCGAAUGGAAGCCCGUCACGAACGCAAACCGACGAGAAUUCGUAGACUGCUACGUGCGCUACCUCCUGGACCACGCAGUCACCCGGCAAUUCGAGCCAUUCAAGCGCGGCUUCUACACCGUCUGUGGAGGCACCGCACUGUCCCUUUUCCGGCCGGAAGAGAUUGAGCUUCUGGUCCGGGGCUCAGACACAGCUCUUGAUAUCGACUCGCUCCGAGCUGCAGCUGAGUAUGACAAUUGGGGCAGUAAGAAUCCUGAUGGUACAGAGCCUGUCAUCGGCUGGUUCUGGGACACGUUCAAAAGCGCCAAACCUUCAGAACAACGAAAGCUCCUAUCAUUCAUUACCGGAAGUGACCGAAUACCCGCUAUGGGCGCUGCGCUCCUUCCGAUCAAGAUAUCCUGCCUCGGAGAGGACGAAGAACGUUAUCCCAUUGCUCGAACCUGUUUUAACAUGCUGUCUCUUCGCCGUUACGGCUCGCAAGAACGACUAGAGCACAUGCUCUGGACGGCUGUGCACGAAAGCGAAGGUUUUGGCUUGAAGUAA
Molecule: messenger RNA, 3663 nt
Organism: Verticillium nonalfalfae
Lineage: Eukaryota; Fungi; Ascomycota; Sordariomycetes; Glomerellales; Plectosphaerellaceae
Gene: HUL4
Product: putative E3 ubiquitin-protein ligase
Exons: 2
Coding region: 1-3663 (1220 amino acids)
Biological process (GO): protein polyubiquitination
Molecular function (GO): ubiquitin protein ligase activity
Source: RefSeq, a predicted model, not a curated record